GCCCGAGGUUUAGCAUCUUUCAUUGUUGCAAUUGUACAGUAAUGCAUUUAGAAAUGGUUCACUUGGUCGCUGUGUGGCUUGUGAAAGAAACAAAGGCAUAACCUCCAGCUGUAUUUAUCUCAGGAUUACUAAUGAAACUUGUGAAUGGAGGGGUGGUAAAAAGGUGCCUGUUUGUGUCCUUGGGGCGUGGAGAGGGGCUGUGAUGGGAUUGGGUGGGGGGUCUGUUUGAAGGAGAGAAAGCUACUACAGACAGUCCAGAACUCUGAUCCCAUUGAUGUGUUUCAGGAGGCUGUGGAGACUGAAACCCAAACCCAGUGACAUGUCAGACUUGGUGAACUAUUCUAAGCAUCAGUUGCUGACGCCGAGAUGAGGGGUGGGGGUUUCUGGGGGCACAUAUGCGCCUCCAUAAGAAAUCCCAAUUGGAGUUGACGAUCGCUACCAGCACCAUCUGACACACACAGCCUGAAUGUUUGGAAAUAAAGCCGUGUAUAGCCCUGGUAUAAAAGCCCACAAUCCCACACGUGUGAGUCUGGUCAGAUCUGUUUGUGGAUGAGUGUUUUUAAUGCCUCAGAGGGUUGAGAUGUGAAGUUAUCAUACAUCGUUUGGUCAGUAAGUGAGGUUUAGAGUGAAGGCAGAUCGCUAGGAGCUGUAGUGACCUUGGGACUGCUUACUGAGGGCAGGACAGAAUUCCUGAAGGGACACAUGGUCUAGAGUGACAAGGCCAUCUGCUGUAGCGCCAGCAGUAGGAGGAAGGUGGAGGGGGUGCUGAGAUUCCUUUCGCUGGGGUGUGGAGGGAGUAGAUAUUCUGGGAUAUCACUGCUAGCACUCCACUGGGAAACGUGUUUCUUUGGCGUUUUUCAAACGGAAAUCCGACGCAGAAUUUUUGAACACUUGAUGGUGAGUAGGGAUCGCUGCAUGGUUAAAUGGGGAAGAUAUUUUUCUGGCACUCCCGCUCUUCACAAAGCGAUUGGUGAUAAUGAUCUUGGGGUGUCGCCGUUUUACUUCAACGGAUCCAGUUUCCUUUCCAUCUCAGCACAGUCGGAGCUGAGAGAGCGGGAUCCGGUAGGCCUCCUGGCACCGUCCUCUCGCAGGAUCAUCUUCAAGGAAUCUUUGGAGUUGUACUGUGCAUGGCAAGGAUCUACUUUCUUGCUGCCUCACUGAAAUUGCAUGGCCUAAACGAAUGAAUAUUUUUAUGAGGCGCCUUGCACCAGAGAUGGGCCAGGACCAAACCAAGCAGCAGAUAGAGAAGGGCCUGAAGCUGUAUCAGUCCAACCAGACAGACAAAGCCCUGCAUGUGUGGACAAAAGUGCUGGAGAAGACCUCAGAUCCUGGAGGGAAGUUUCGGGUUCUGGGGUGCCUGAUCACAGCUCACUCUGAGAUGGGAAAAUAUACAGAUAUGCUCAAGUAUGCCCUCGAUCAAAUCGACACUGCCAGAGAAAUGGAGGAUCCAGACUACCUGACGGAGGGCUACCUGAAUCUGGCACGCAGCAACGAGAAGCUGUGCGACUUCCAGAAAACCGUCUCCUACUGUAAGACCUGCUUAAACAUGCAGGGCACCACUGUCAGUCUGCAGCUCAAUGGACAGGUAUGUCUGAGCAUGGGCAACGCCUUCCUGGGCCUCAGUGUCUUCCAGAAAGCUUUGGAGAGCUACGAGAAGGCCCUGCGCUACGCCCACAACAAUGACGACAAGAUGCUGGAAUGCAGAGUCUGCUGCAGUCUGGGAAACAUCUACAUCCAUCUGAAGGACUAUGAGAAAGCCCUCUUCUUCCCCUGCAAAGCAGCUGAGCUCGUCAAUGACUACGGCAAGGGUUGGAGCCUCAAGUAUCGAGCCAUGAGCCAGUACCACAUGUCUGUCGCCUACAGGAAACUGGAGCGCCUGCCAGAUGCCAUGGAGUGCUGUGAGGAAUCUAUGAAGAUUGCUCUGCAGCACGGCGACCGUCCUCUGCAGGCUCUGUGCUUGGUAAACUUUGCAGACAUACACCGCUGCAGGCAGGACUCUGAUAAAGCAUUCCCUCGCUACGAGUCUGCACUGGGUAUCAUGACAGAGAUCGGAAACCGUCUCGGACAAGCACAUGUUUAUCUGGGCGUCGCAAAGUGUUGGCUUCUGCAGAAAGAAUUUGACAAGGCUCUUGAUUCUUUGCAGCGAGCUCAGGAGUUAGCAGACGGAAUGGGAAACAAGCUGUGCACACUGAAGGUUCACUGCCUGAGCGAGGGGAUUUAUCGGAGCCGGGGGCAGGAGGAGAAGCUCAGAGAGCAGGUGGUGAAGUUCCUGCAGUGUGUCGAGGAGCUGGAGCUCUACUGUGGCAUGUGUGGAGAGUCCAUCGGGGACAGGGACCAAAAGCUGCAGUCCUUGCCCUGUUCACACAUUUUCCAUCUCAAGUGUCUGCAGACAAAUGGAACGAAAGGUUGUCCUAAAUGUUUCAAGUCGUCCAUGAAGCCUGGAUUUGUUUGAUUGGUGCAACGUGUUUGUGCGUUGGAUCUGCAGACACAGCGUGAUGCCUCACAGGCGCCUGACUGAUCUGAGAGAAGCAGGCAGCCCCGGGAUGCGCUGAAGAUGUUUGAGGAGUAAUGACGAUUUACUGCUCUGAUGCUGAACUGAACCCAGAGCGUCCCAGAGUGAAGCUCUGAGGUCACGAUCCAGGCAUCCAUCUUAUGUGCAGACGUCAGUCUGUGACAGACUGAAGUUAUAUUUCAACAUAUAAGCAGAAGAAGAAAGAACCUACACUACCACAAUGUUUGUGAUGACUGAACAUUUGGAGCAUUUGUCCAAAGAGCAUUUAUAACUUAGUGUAUUUGCUAUUUUGUGCAUUAGAUUUGUUUAGGAAAAAUUAAGAUAAAAAGAUCUUUGGAGGAAUUCA
Messenger RNA from Paralichthys olivaceus (Japanese flounder), 2858 nucleotides. RefSeq names its product receptor-associated protein of the synapse, 43kD (gene rapsn). Gene Ontology annotation, molecular function: protein-membrane adaptor activity; acetylcholine receptor binding. Lineage: Eukaryota; Metazoa; Chordata; Actinopteri; Pleuronectiformes; Paralichthyidae. Gene Ontology annotation, cellular component: neuromuscular junction; plasma membrane. The record is from RefSeq and is a predicted model, not a curated record. Gene Ontology annotation, biological process: positive regulation of neuromuscular synaptic transmission; synaptic transmission, cholinergic.